AACCCUUCCAAAAUAUACCUACCACAGAGUGUUCAAUCUUCCUCUUCUCAAACAUAUUUACCGCAACCAAUACAUUCCCAAAGAUAUCACCCACAGAGUGCAAAUUUCCAGAGACACCAACCUCGGAGUAAACAAUCCCAAACAUAUCUACCGCAACCAAUACAUUCCCAAAGAUAUCAUCCACAGAGUGCAAUUUCCCAGAGAUACCAACCUCGGAGUAAACAAUCCCAAACAUAUCUACCACAAACUGUAUAUUCCCAAAGAUAUCAUCCACAGAGUGUGAAUUCCAAGCAAUACAAACAUCGGAGUAAACAAUCCCAAACAUAUCUACCUCAGACAGUAUAUUCCCAAAGAUAUCAUCCACAGAAUGGGUAUUCC
Lottia gigantea (owl limpet) is the source of this 378-nucleotide messenger RNA. RefSeq lists its product as hypothetical. The record is from RefSeq and is a predicted model, not a curated record. Lineage: Eukaryota; Metazoa; Mollusca; Gastropoda; Lottiidae. The annotation marks the transcript as partial. The transcript has a single exon.